Molecule: messenger RNA, 9175 nt
Organism: Anopheles merus
Lineage: Eukaryota; Metazoa; Arthropoda; Insecta; Diptera; Culicidae
Gene: jvl
Product: AF4/FMR2 family member lilli
Exons: 10
Coding region: 1584-6632 (1682 amino acids)
Biological process (GO): regulation of transcription by RNA polymerase II
Cellular component (GO): nuclear pore; SWI/SNF complex; nucleus
Molecular function (GO): transcription coregulator activity
Source: RefSeq, a predicted model, not a curated record
CAAAAAAUAACCCCUCUCGAUCCCGAAUAAUCGCGAAAGCUCGGGCUGCGAACGGUGCCAACCCCGAGAGAGCGACCCCAGACUUUACGGGGGGUGCCAUUGACGAGCAAAAGCUUGAAUUUUCCUCCAGAAACGGCUACCGACGACGGGCCAGCAGCUGCAGCGGGACAAGGGAAGGAAAAGGCCCGCCGCGUGCACCCAUUCUCAGCACCAUCGACAGUAGCGUCCCGGACCAAGGGGGGGGCUGAAGUGUAAGGAAGUGGCCCGGAGUGAACUGAUCGGAAGAUCGCAGGAAAGAAGGGCAAACAGACAGGCAGACGCACAUACACGUACACCCAUACACACACGUACACGCUGGGAGAGUGGUAAGGAAAAAUUGGGCGAAAAGCCGACCGGGCCCAAGUGAUCCGUACGCAGGAGGGCCUUCACGAAGGGGAGGGGGAGUUUGCCACCCUUCCGUCGCCACAUAGUCACCACGGCGAUCGGGAGUGACAACACCAGACGUUGUGUUUUUCUUUCCGAACGCGUAGCAGUGGCAAACCAUUCACUUCACGUGUGUGUGAGUAAGUGUGACUGUGGCUGUGUAUGUGUGUGCGGCAACAAUGAACUAGUGGAAUCGGGCCAAAGGAGAGAGAGAGAGAAGCAAAAAGUGCCGCAACGUCAAAACCACCUGCUUUUCCACUAAAUCCCCUAGCACCACCCACCCAACCCUCGCCCUCGCGGUUUGGGUGGCCGCUGGACUGGGUCGUCGGCUGCCAGCACAGUGUGUCUGUGUCUGUGUGCGUGCGUGGAGCUGUGUGGAGCUCCCGAACGACAAACCGAGUCAAGGAUUUUCCAGCGCUCAGCGUUUUCCGCCACGAGAAAGCAUCCCAAAACCAGCUGUGGCUACGAUUCGGAGGCUUCCCUGCAGCCCAUUUUUGUCUUUGGUGUGUGGCCAAAUGAUCACGCUCCCCUGCGAGGGACGGAGAAAGAUACGGCGAAGCCCAGACGCACCAGAGGCUGAUGUGGAAAAGCGGAAAUUUGCCACCAACGUGAUAAAAAACGAAACGGCCUAAAAAAGAAAAAAAGCCUAACAUCAUCUAUUGCACAGCAACGCACACAUACUCGCCAAAGAAGAAACACAACAAAAAGAGCACACAUCAGAAAGAAAAACAGUUUCAGCAGUGUGUGUAUGUGUGUGUGGGGGGUCUAAAAAGGCCCCAAAGAUAAUUGGACAUGGCCAACAGUGCGAACCACUGGACCGUGUAGUGCACAGCAGUUUGUGAUUGUGUGACAGUGUGUGUGUGUGUGUUGGUAGUGGUUGUUUUUGUUAGUGCAACAGCAGCCGAGGCAGCGAGCGGGUAACGCGGGGAACAAUCAAGGUGACAAAAAUUCGCAAUCAAACACUCGCAGCCGCUGGGCGGCGAGCUAACCAAACCCGGUCCCACUCCAAUCAGUCCAGCGGGGCGACCGCGUGCAGGCGUGCGCAGGGCGGUGCUACCUUUACGAUGCGGUCCGCCGGAGUCCGACGUCUCGCUAGUUGCCGGGUGAACCGUCCGCAACAUGCCCGUACCGGCCACUAGGGGCCCCGCGUCGGUACCACCAUGUCCGAUAACGAGCACGAAGGGGCGGCCGCGCCCCUGGAGCCAGCGCUCGACUCCGAGCCCUACGCGACGGUUCCGCUCGUGCCGCCGGCCGAUUCUUCCAUCGCGACUAUCGUCCUGUCGGGCCGCCUGGAAGGCACUCUGGACGCGACAGCGGUGGUCGGGACGCCGCCGACGACGACGGUGGCGGCCGAGUCGCUGGGAGCGUUUGUGCAGCCCCUGCCCGCCUCGACGCCGCACCGGUUGCAGCUGUUCCGCUAUCCGAACGCGUUCGCACGCCCGCCGCACCAGCAGCCCCACCACCAGCAUCAUCAUCCUCAGCACCAUCACCACCACCUGCCCGCCACAAUCAACAAGCACGAGCCGAAACGGGCCUGCACAUCGCUGCCGCUUUACCUCAGCAAGGUGAGUGUACUGGACGUAUUCGAGGUGCUGGAAGACGACCGCUCGCGGAGUGACCUGUGCUCACUUGUUCCGCGACCUGGUAUGGAGUAUGUGCCAUUGAGGACUCCAGCUGCCGAGACGUACCACUAUCAUCACGUCACCGAUCAAACAAAGUCACUACAGGAUUUGCAGAAUGAAGUCGCCGCUCUACUGGAGUUCCGUGAUCUGGUUAUUGAAACCUUUCCCGAUCUUAAAUCGAAGAUGGCUUCCUCAGCGGCGAACAGUACCCUUACCGGUCUACCAUCGACCUCAUCCCUGGGGAGUCGACGUGAGUGGGAGCCGGGAAUACGGAUCCGGCGCAAACUAACGCCGAAGGAGGUGAGCUGCACGGAUGUCGGUGGCACGGGCGGCAGCAGCAGUAGUAUAGGCGGGAGCGGUGCCAACACCAGUACCGCGAUCAUUCCGGGCACUGGGGGCGAUGGGGGCGGUCCGUCGGCGGGCAGCGCUAGUGCUGCCGGCCCGGCAACGGCCACCACCGGAGCCGGUGCAACGAACGUGUCCGACCUGGGCCAUCAUCAUCACCACCACCAGCAUCAACAGCAGCAGCAGCAACAGCAGCAGCAGCAGCAGCAGCAGCAGCAGCAGCAGCAGCAGCAACAUUCGUCGUCCUCGCUGAUUCGCAGCCGAAGCAACUCCCAUAGCGGUAAGAAGGAACCAAAGAGCGGUGAAGGCAACAACGGCAGUGUGAUACAGGAUUCGGGCUUCUCGAACGAGACGUCCUCCUCGAAGGAGACGCACAGUGCGGCCUCCUCGACGAGCGGUGCCGUGCAGGGAACGCUCAUCCUGCCCACGGCAACCAACCGGCUGGCGGCGGAAACUGGCGGCGAGCUGUGGAAUCUGCUCGAUGUGAUACAUAGGAAGAGCAGCCGGCUCCGGGAGGAGGUCGAGCUGCGCCUGGAGCGGGAGCGACCUAGGGGAACAACCAAUUUAGCUAUUAGUAAUCAUCAUGCAUCGGCGCUGCAUCACCACCGCCACCAUCAUCAACUUCAUCACCAUCUGGCGCAGGGGGGUAGCGUCGCUGGCGCCGCCGCCGCCGCCUCCACUGCUGUGGUGGGUGGACCGGAUGACAACAACAUCAUCAUACACCACAGCAAUCCGGCCGCUGGUGCGUCGAGUGGGACGACGCUGGUGCCGGUAACGUCGUCCAGCAGCAGCAGUAGCAGCAGCAGCAGUGUCACCGCGACGACGGUGGUGGUAUCGCCCGGUGGUGCACCGGCCACCACCACCACCACCACCGCCAGCACCGUCACUGGCAAGAGCUACCACCAUCAGCACCAGCCGGACGGUACCGAUCACGAUGUACAAAUACUGCGCAAGGAGCGCGACCGUCUGCUGGACAAGCUGUCCGAGUACGAGGCGGAAAAGCUGGCCGGCUGCAUCCAGAUGGCCAAGAUGCAGGCCGAGCUGGACAAGCUGACGGUGGCGCGCGACCCGCACCACCAGCAACUGGCGGUGGUGGCCAACAGUCAGAAGCAAGAGCUGAGCAGCAAACUACAUGAUCUCCAUCUGCAAACUGUAAAUAGAAGUGCGUCUAGUUCACCCGAGACUAUUAAACAGCCGGCAACCGUAUCGCAACAGCAGCAAACGUCACCGCAGCUACUUAAGACGAUGGCGCGGUACCGCAAGCCGUCGGACGAGCCGGCGGACCCGCUGGCGGGCGGUGACCCGGUGCUGCCGGGCGACGACCACCACCUCGGCACGGAGGUGGACACGCGUGCGGUCGGCUGGCUGGACGGGUUUCUCGGGCUGCCGUGGGUGCCGCGGGUCCGCUCGCUCGACUCGAAGAAGAUCGCCGCCAUCCUGCUCGAGACGAAUGUGGUCGGGCUGCAGCGGCAUCUGCUGACGAUGACCGUACAGAAUCAGAUAUUACAGCAACGGUUGGAUCAGGCGACCCGGUCGCGCAUUACCCUAAAGGAGCGGCUCGAAAAGUCGAAGGAAGACGUAGACGAUCUACGGUUUCAGCUGAAGGAGAAAUCGAUCGAACUCGAAGGUACCAAGGCGCAGCUGCGUGUGAUCGAGUCGAAGGCGACGAGCAAAUCGGUGCCGUCGUCGACCGUCGGCAGCCCGGAGCGGACCGCCGCCUCCGUGUCGUCGUCCUCGCCGCCGCCGCCCACCUCGCCGAUGCUGUCCGCGUCGCACACGCACCCGCAGCUUCACCAUCACCACCCGCACCACCAUCACCACCAUCACCAUCAUCCCCACAUGCUGCUGGGGCUGCGGGGCGAGAGCGGGCCGCGCCUGCUGCAAUCGUCCUCCCAGGUGUCGACGCCCUCCAUGAAGGCGAUGACGCCGGUCGCGAUGGAUGACAUCGUUGGGCAGCAGCAGCAGCACAACAGCAGCACCGAGUCGACCCAGGAUCAGCCCGACCGGGACGGCAGCAUAGACCGGGCGGCGGGUGGUCGCCUCUUGCUACAUCAAACUCCUCCCCAGCAGCAGCAGCAGCAGCAACCACCGGAGACGCCCCGUCGCCGACCGUCAAAGAUACCGCUGCCCGGGACGAAGGGUUCGGCCGCACCGAAACCCCCGACCGGGCGCAACUUUUCCGCCACACCUACCCCGACCACGCCGACCGCACCGGUCCAGCGUCCGCUCGGCGGUGGCUCGUCCGGACCGCCGUCGAACCGUAGCCUCACCAAGAGCACCGGCAGCCUGUACGUGAAGUCAACCGACACGGCCAGCUCGUUCGGCCAGCAGCAGCAUCAGCACCACCACCACCAUCACCAGCAGCAGCAGCAGCAACCGCCGCAACCGAUGGCCCGGACGCGCGACACGACCAGCACGAGCAGCGGCAGCCUGUACCGGGCCGACUCGGCGCUCAGCUGGCGCACCAGCAAGGACACGCCGUCGCUGGAGAAGUCGCGCUCCUCCUCGAUACCGGUGUCGGCCGCCGGCAGCAAGGGCACCGCUAGCGGCAGCAGCAGCAGCGGCUCGGCGCCACCGUCCUCGCCCGCCGCCAGCACGCGCACGUCGAUGGGGAUGCCGCCGCCGCCGCCGAUCCCGCCGUACGGGAUCGUGUGCUCCUCGCCGCAGCCGCGCGCCAAGCGCGACAAUCUCACCAGCAAGGUGAAGAACUGUGAUUCGCUGUCCCGGUUGCAGUCGGCCCAGGUGUCCACGUACGGGGUGCUCGCGACCGGCACCAGCAGCAGCACCACGGGCGGGCAGCAGCUGAGCAAGUCCGGCUCCCGCAAGGAGCUUAGCGCCGCCAGCCCGGGCAGCGGGCCCCCCGAGCGCAAGGGAAGCACGGCGGGCGGCGCUGUCGGCGGUGGCAGCACCGUCCUGCGCCACGCCUCGACCGCCUCGAUCGGGUCGACCGGCCAGUCGGACGAUUCGGCCUCGGUAACGGCGUCCACCAGCACCACCACUACCGCCACCACCGGCAGCAGCAACGUGAAGGCGCGAAGAAACAACACAUUCCGUUUGGCGAAACCAACACUAACGCCGCUAGCAGUACCGGAUCAUGCAACCCCCGCCAUCAUCACCACCGCCUCCACCACCACCAGCAGCAGCAGCAGCAGCAGCAGUGUGGGUAUCCGGUCGCCUCCACCGCCCCUGCCGGGGAUUGCCCGCUCGCCGGACAUGUACGCGUCCUCGCUGCGGGCCAUCGGGCGGGUACGAUCGCGCACGGCCACCGGCAGCGCGACCGCACCGAAGACCCCGACCACGCCCACCGCCGACACUCCCGCCGCCACGGUGCGGGCCGCCUGCUCCACCUCGGCCCUGUCGGAGCCGCGCCGGGACCUGAUCGGCGAGUACCUGGCGGCCAAGAACCGCCAGUCGGCCAUACCGCCGCCCAUCUUUCACGUCCGCCCGCUCGCACUGCAGGGCGAGCAGCGGCCGCAGCAGCAGCAGCAGCGCCAGAUCGACGAGCUGGCGUACAAGCAUCCCCUCCUGCUGAUGGACACCUCGGACGAGGAGGACGACCAGGAGCAGAAUGCGGGACAGGAGUCGCUGAUAGUGCCAAGCCCGAAGCUGGUCGCGUUUCAGUCGCCCGGCAGACAGGGCGAGCCGGGGCCGGACGGUUGCCGGCUGGUGGGCAGGGUGAACCCGAACAUACUGAAAACCUGGGAGCAGCUGGUGGCGGGCGGCAUCGGUAGCAGUGCAGCCUGUGCGCACCAGCAGCAGCGGGAGGAAGCGUCACCACGGUACCACCCACCCGCCCCACAGCACACCGGCGAGGAGUGUCUGGUGCUCAGUAGCGGCGGCUCGGACGAGGCGGCCAGCGAGCCGGACGAACGCCAGAGCUGCCUGCUGUACUGUCCCCAGCGGCCACCGCACGGCGAGGAGGAGCUGGUCGAGUUCAAGGUGAACCGGUUGCGGCACGCUGGGCAGGAUGAUGGGACGGACGGUCACCGCGGCGAGGGAGCGCCGCUGUCCGUGACGACCACCGCGACGACCGCCCGCAACUCGUCCGACGGCGGGGUCGACUUCUACGACAGCAUCGACGCGGUCAGCACGUGCGUCCGGCCGGGCACGACCACCGCCCCGCGGGACGAACCGACGGUCGGCAGCUACGGGGAGGAGGAGGCGACCGAUGCGGGCGAAGCGCUCGCCGAGCUAACCUCACUCGACCGCAAGCGGCUGCUCUGGUCGAUCGCGAUCGAGUAGAAAGGGUUGCGGUUUGGCGGAGCUCCCGGCGUCGCUCUCGCGUGUAAAUCGCGCUGUAAAUCAGUAUUGUAUCUCUCUGUCUCCCUCUCUCUCUUUGAUCGCUCGAGUUGCGUCGAGAGCACACAAGCACACAAACACAUGAUUUCCUAGGCUUUAGAUUCCUAAGUUGAGAGGGGUUGGCGUGUGUGCAGUCGAUGUGUGUGUCUUCCUAGUGGUUCCUGGGCUUUCGUGCUGCUCUGCGCACGAUCUAGUCAGCUCGCUAUAAUUGUACACACACACACACGCACUCAUAAUACCUUCACUGCGGUGUGUACACGAAACGAGGCAAAGCGGAGGACAUUGUGCUUCAAACGGAGAGCAGACGACGAACCCUUCAACGUGUGGCAGCAACAAAAAAACGGGGCCUCGCCUACCGACAGACAAUCAAAAAUACAUUCCACCAGGAACCAGGAGGUCGGGGGCGGUGGGCGGUAAAAUGGGUCACUUUUCCGUUGCUCACUUUUGCUGUGUUGAUCGUGAAAGAAUUCAGAAAUUCACGCGUGGUUUGCACUCGUUGGGUAAAGUAGCUUCUAAUUUCGAUUUAAAAAAAAGCUAGCAACAAAAAAACACACACACACAUGGGGUUGUCCUCCCAGAAUAUGAUGGCGGUUUUUAAUACGCCUUCGAUGACGUCACAUUCCAAGGGACGCAAUGCUCGGCUCACUUCACCUCACAAUAUGUGCAUCAGGGUUCGGUCUUGUCUUUUUUUUUUGCUGUCCUGAAAAAAUGGAGACAAUAUACACACCUUCAGGGGGAACACACACACACACAUACACCCAUAGGAAAAUGGAAAAUAGGCAUAAAAACCACACGCCAGGGUUAUGAUAUUAAAAAGGGUAGGACCUAUCCUACCGGCAAUCUAACGGGUAGAGCGAUAGAGAUAAAAAGAGAGAGAGAGAGAGAGAGAGAGAAGAAAAAAGAGCAGAAAAUAGGAAGAAAAACGGUGGAAAUUGGAAACAAAUGUGAAAUGAAGUAUUAUGCUUAAGAGAUAGUUUCGUUCGGCUUGCACACUAGAGCAUCUGUUAGUUUUAAUGCGUCAUUUUUGUUUUGGUUUUGUUUAUUUUUGGCUUUUUCCUUCUUUUUCUUUUAUUCUGCCUUCUUAUUUUUGCGUAUUAUAGUUUUUCUUCUUUUUUACAUUUCCUCCUGGUUUGCUUGAUGUGUUUGUUUCCCUUCCCCCAUCCACUCACUCACUUUAUUUUCCAUCCUUUUUACAUCCUUCCACCGGAAACAACAGCGCUCUUUUGGCUGUUAUUCAUUUCGCUCUGCAAACCGGAGCGGACGGGUAAAGCGAGGGAGAGCACCGACAAACACGUGGCGUUGGCCGCUCAGUGGUGAAGGGUUUGUUCGCUUUCCUUGUUUAAUUUGUUUACAAAAACACACACAGUGCAAGGCACGGUCGACCGCAUUCGCAAACCACCACGGGUGGCAACAGUUAGGCGAGCAGGAGCGAAUGGUGACUGACGCGGGGAAGCAAAAGGGGUGGUGCGGGAGGCGGUGGGGCGAGUUUAAAACAAUGAUACAAAACAAAAAGCAAUGCAAACCCCCAGCAAAAAGCGAAAAAUCUCUAGCGGUUGCUUUCGAGAAGAAAAAGCAUAAAAAAGAAUACACACACACACACACAUACACGAUAAACAAAAUAUCAAAAUAAUAGGGAAUAUAAUGGGUGUAAGUAAAAACGUGUGAAAUGAAUUCAGAAAACAAACAAAAAAAGAAAAGUAAAGUAAAUGAAGCCAAGAAAGAUGAAAAACCCGAGGGAAAGAAAGAAAAGGGGGGGAGGGGGGAAACAGCACGUGAUAUAGCAAGCAAAAAAACGGUUACGAACGCAGGCGGGUCUAAAAACGCGGGAUGAUUGAAAUGAUUACUUUUAUACACACACAAACACACAAACACACACAUACAAGUGGUUUCCGUGAUGUAAAUAGAUUUACCGCAAAAACACAAAAACAAAAACGAAAAAAAAAAACAGCAACGCCCUAACCUCUCUUCCUUAGCGCGGGCAAUCGGGCGCGAAAUGGCGGGCAAACAAAAUGGCGGCGAAUGUGUAACUAAACUAUAGCAAUCCCAGAUAUACGUGAUGCGCGAUUUCGUCCGAAUUCAAACGGAAAUGAUUGAACACUAUACAUAUACAUAUGCAUAAAGAUAGGCAAGCUCCCUCCUGGCAGUGUGGUGGGUGCGUUAGGUGGAAGAAGUCAUGUUAAACCGGCUGCGCAGGGGAGCGCAGUUCAAGUUUGUUUUGUUGUGUUUUUUUUUUUAAUAUUAGUAGAACAUCAUCAACAACGGCAACAAAAAACUCAUUAGAGGGAACGAAUCACACGAAGACAUUAUUUAACCAAGAAACUAGGGCAGGGGUUCGAAGGGUGUGUAAAUGCUGCAAGCAGAAGGCGAAACGAAAUUGUUGCAAAACGAAAGGGGGCAACUGAAAUUGAGGCUUGAGCGAGAGGAGAGCGAAACGCAGGGAGUAACUUGUAGUGCAACUACCCUUACUACCUACUACCUACUACUAC